This is a messenger RNA of Capronia coronata CBS 617.96, 1161 nucleotides long. RefSeq lists its product as uncharacterized. The coding region runs from base 1 to 1161 and encodes 386 amino acids. The record is from RefSeq and is a predicted model, not a curated record. Lineage: Eukaryota; Fungi; Ascomycota; Eurotiomycetes; Chaetothyriales; Herpotrichiellaceae. The transcript has 2 exons.
AUGGCUUCCAGGUUCAUUCCAACGAUCGCUUCUCAAUCCCUGGGCCGAGCAUGGUACCACCGCCUUGAACACAAGCUCAACUUAUGCAGAGAACACGGCUUUGAUGCCAUUGAACUCUUCUUCGAAGAUCUUGAGGCUGUUGCCAACGCUCUCCCUCCCUCUCACUCUCCUACAUUAGCUGGAACAUCCUUCGCCGACUCUACUGAAGACCAAGAAAGACAGUUGGUGGCUGCUGACUACAUUCAUGAGCUCUGCAUCGAUUACAAGCUGGAAAUCCUAUGUCUCCAACCGUUUAUGCACUACGAGGGUCGCAUCGACACUAACUCUCACGAAUCAGCUAUCCAAGAUCUUCAGUUCUGGGUUCGACUUGCCCAUAGGUUAGGGACUGAUCUCAUCCAGAUACCUUCAAACUUCCUCCUCUCCUCGCAAUGUAUAGGAGACCGCAGCAGGAUAGUGACGGACCUCAGGGAGGCUGCAGACAUUGGUCUUGCUGCUAGUCCCCCCAUUCGGUUCGCAUAUGAAGCACUUUGCUGGGGCACACACGUUGAUACCUGGGAUACAGCGUGGUCAAUUGUUUCGGAAGUCGACAGACCCAACUUUGGCACAUGUAUCGACACAUUCAACCUUACCGGACGAGUCUACGCUGACCCGGCCUCGCCGUCGGGAUUGGUUUCCAACGCCUUCAAUGAUACGCAACACUCGAUAACGAAACUCCGCACAGAGUUGUCUUCUGCCAUAGACAAAGUCUUCUAUGUUGAGGUUUGCGAUGGCGAGAGACUAGACAAGCCAAUUCUGCCUGGACAUGAGUGGUAUGAUCCUGAACAACCGGCGCGCAUGUCCUGGUCAAGGAAUGCCAGACUGUUCCCAUUCGAAAAGCCAGGCUAUCUACCGGUGUUGGAGAUUCUGGAGGCAGUUUGCGACGCUGGAUAUUCGGGACAUGUCUCGUUCGAACUGUUCUCGUGCACGGCCAAUGAGGCCAACAAGGAAGUGCCCAAAGACCAUGCAAAACGUGCUGCCGCCGCAUGGGAAAGACUAGAAGAAUACAUGAGAUGGAAUGGCCGAACAUCCGUUCUUGCGAGCUCAUUGGCCACAACCACUGAUGUUCAUUACAUCUCUUCAGACGCCGCCAAAGCAGUACAGGGUUCCAGUCCGCGGCUCUGA